UUAACUAUUUUAGAAUGGACCUCAUUCACCAAUCGUAAACAAACACUAUAAAUAAAUAACGUAAUAUCUUAGCUCAAGAUUAGAAGAUAAGCUAAUCUAACUAAUGAUUAGACACUGGGUGUGUAUAUAUAUAUAUAUAUAGGUCCGUGAACUUUAUUAACGCGGGAAAAUACUACAGACUUUUUCAGUUACAUUGUCUUAUUCAUAGACUUAAAAAUCUAAUAAUUUAUUUCUGUUUGUUAUGGCCAGAAAAUUAAACUUAAUCGUUGCUGCCUGUAAUAAUAUGGGAAUAGGUAUUGACGGGCGUCUUCCGUGGCGCUUUAAGCAAGAUAUGGCGUUCUUUAAAAAGAUAACAACAACCACAGAAGAUAAUUCUAAAAAAAACAUGGUAGUAAUGGGUAAAAGAACUUGGUUCUCCAUUCCACCAAAGUUUCGUCCUCUGCCUGACAGAAUCAAUGUCGUCCUAAGUACGCAGUUGCAAGAGGCACCUGAUGGAGCCCACCUGGCCAGUUCAUUGAGCCAAGCAGUGUCUUUGGCAGAAACUCUCAAUGCAGACCAAAUAUUUAUCAUCGGAGGGGCAUCUGUUUAUAAGGAGGCCAUGGAAUCGGAUUUUCCUUGUAGAAUCUAUCUUACUCGCAUUUUUCAUGAUUAUCAGUGUGACACUUUUCUGCCCGAGAUAGAUUUACAGCGGUUUACGAAGAUUUCUGACCGAUUGAAUGUCCCAGUUGAAGAGUACGAAGAAAAUGGAAUUAAAUUUUGUAUUGAAGUAUUUGAUAAAAAUGUGUAAGUUUAACGGAUAGUCCCACUAUUAGGAGUGAUGUAAGCCUAAAGAGCUGUACACUCAUUUGUGUCACAAUGUACUUUUUUUUGUCUGAACUAAAACAGAACAUUGGUCUUAAGUUGGCACAGUUUCUAUAUAGUGGAAAGUAUUAUGGGAUUCAAGACUUGAUCAUGCCUUUAUAUUAAAAACUGGUUGGUUUGCAAUUUCUGGAGCCAUUUCUUUGCGUAUGCAGUGCUUGCUAUGAUUUUUAUAUUCCAAUCUUGAAUUUUGCCUUGCACUUUUAAAUAUUUGUAUUACAACCAAUUAUAAUUUUUAAUGAACGUUUUUAUAGCAUUUUUUGCUAGUUAAAUAUUAAAUUAUAAAAAUAACAGUUACCGGUAUAGCUUUAUUUAUCCCACAUCUUUUUUUUUUAAUUGGAUCGUGUGGGUUUUUUUAAACUGACAUAAUUACACUGUAGAAAAAUUCAGAUGCCUACAGUCUGAAAUUUAAAACUAUAGGGCUAUAGAUUUUUGUCUCCUAGUACAAAGUCCAUUUGUUGUUGAGUAAUUCGCCAAAGUAAAUGCACUUUUUUAAAACCUU
Messenger RNA from Biomphalaria glabrata, 1360 nucleotides. Its product is annotated as dihydrofolate reductase-like. Gene Ontology annotation, cellular component: mitochondrion. The record is from RefSeq and is a predicted model, not a curated record. The coding region runs from base 242 to 787 and encodes 181 amino acids. NCBI's taxonomy places the organism in Eukaryota, Metazoa, Mollusca, Gastropoda, Planorbidae. The transcript is spliced from 2 exons. Gene Ontology annotation, molecular function: dihydrofolate reductase activity; NADP binding. Gene Ontology annotation, biological process: tetrahydrofolate biosynthetic process; folic acid metabolic process; glycine biosynthetic process.